Hermetia illucens (black soldier fly) is the source of this 3671-nucleotide messenger RNA. RefSeq names its product thyrotropin-releasing hormone receptor (gene CNMaR). The transcript is spliced from 8 exons. Gene Ontology annotation, molecular function: G protein-coupled receptor activity. Gene Ontology annotation, cellular component: plasma membrane. Lineage: Eukaryota; Metazoa; Arthropoda; Insecta; Diptera; Stratiomyidae. Gene Ontology annotation, biological process: G protein-coupled receptor signaling pathway. The coding region runs from base 578 to 2002 and encodes 474 amino acids. The record is from RefSeq and is a predicted model, not a curated record.
UUGACUAGUGAAACAGUUUCCUCUUAGUAAACAUCCCGAAAGUAAACCACUAACUAGCAGAAUCCACCACGUGUUAAUCGAAUUGGGACUUGUAGUACUACAAAUCCACAUUCAGUCCAAAAUCCACAAGGACGACUUCAUUCAUAAAACAAGUCGUCCCCAUCCGCAUCCGGAUUCACAGUUGAGCAUUUCUCUUCUCGACGGAUUCUCUACUCCUCGAAGGAGAGCUUUCAUAGCUACGUGGAUCUCUUCAUACACGAGCAUGCUGUAUUUGAGUGCUGCAGAACCAGAAGGACUUUCCGAGCAUUCCUUUCAAUCGUUUUAAUAUCUAGUUUCGACCGGCAAAAGAUUCAGUUGAUGUGCUACUCGCCUGCGGAUUGCAUUCAAAUCGAAACGAUUGGGCGGUCAUAAGAAAUCAAACCGUUGAGGUAUCCUUGAAUAGGAUAUGGUCUUUCGAGUAUCUAGGAAGAUCAAUUUUAAAAUAAUUCCCAGCUUCCAAGUGAUGAAGUUUCAGUGAUGCGACUUAUUGCAUGCCCAAGGGAUCUUUUUUUUGGCUUUUGAAUAAAUUAACCGGAAAAUGUUACAUUUACCAGAAAUAUCACAAAUGGAGCGAGAUAUGAAUGAAAGCGAUACAGGUUUUGUGUUUGGGUCCAGUUUCGAUGUUUUGAGUGGAUUAAAUUCUACAAGGAGCACGCUCUUUCCAGACUUCGGGUUUCCCAACGUAUCGGUAGAUCCGGAUCGCAACGAUGCAAUUUUGAAGACCGUGGAAGUUAUUGGUGAUCUGCUCUCACUCUACUACAUACCAAUCGUGGCUUUCAGUGGUAGCAUUGGAAAUAUCCUGUCGGUUGUGGUGUUUUUCAAAACAAAGUUAAAGAAAUUGUCGUCCAGUUAUUACUUGGCAGCUUUGGCAGUUAGUGAUACAUGUUUUCUGUUCAGUUCGUUGAUGCAGUGGAUGAAUUUCAUUGGAAUCGGGAUUUAUAACAUGAACACAGGAUGUCAGCUCCUGUCGUUCUUGAGUUAUUUAAGUAGUUUUUUGUCAGUGUGGUUUGUAGUGGCUUUUACGGUGGAGCGGUUUAUUGCUGUUAUGUAUCCGUUGAAACGACAGUCCAUGUGUACUGUAAGGCGUGCGAAAAUAGUCCUGGCGGGACUGACAGUGGCUGGGUGCAUACACUCAGCACCCAUUAUAUACUUUGCAACUCCAGUGUAUAACGCGCCAUUAAAUCAGACGAUAUGCGAUGUCAGCAAGACUUACAAGAAUCACCUCACAAUUUUCAAUUAUCUGGAUACGGCGGUCGUGUUCGCAGUUCCGUUCACAGCAAUUGCUGUUCUCAACACAAUCACAGGAUGUACAGUAUGGAAAUUUGCAACUGUACGAAGGACAAUGACGACCCAUAAAAGGAAAACCCAAAUAGCACGAACGUUUUCAUUAAAUGGCUCGACCCGAAAUAAUGUGGUGAAGCAACAACAGGCAACGACCCUGACGCCAAGCUGCCCGCACCCCAACGGCCGGAACAGCAUAUCGCAGAAUGGAGCCACGAAAUCAUGUCGUGGGAAAAUAACAAACUCAUCCCAGAUAAAAGUAACAAAGAUGUUACUUAUUGUAUCAACCGUUUUUGUGUGUCUCAACCUGCCAAGUUAUGUGAUGCGAGUGCGAGCUUUUCUGGAGAGUGGACAUGUUACCAAGACGACAGUAGUUAUUCAGUACAUCUGCUGGUUUUUCUUUAUGACCAACUUUGGAAUCAAUUUCGUCCUGUAUUGUGUGAGUGGACAGAAUUUCCGGAGAGCUGUGAUAAGUUUAUUCCGGAAAGCGUCAUCAUCAACAAACGUACGCGAAGGUACAACACAAGUUACAGCUGGUCAUAUUAAAAGAAAUGAUCGUCUCCUUUUACCGUGGUUGCAAGAAAAGCCUUCGUUUCUGAGUAUCUACGGAAUAGCGCAACAACGGCAUCCCGUCGACGGACUUAUACCCAAAAUGGAUCCUGGAAUGACGUACAUGAACUGAAGCAAAUUGGAUCUUUGAAAUAAAACGAGCAUACAUUCAUCAAUUUGAAAGCUAACAGAACGUUCUAUCUUUAGAGUUUCAGGGUAGUUAGCGUGGAUUCAGUGAAAGACAAUAGUAUUCGUACGGAAGCAGCAAUCUCGACGAAGUGCAUAUCGAACAAAUCUCAAAGGAAUGUCUGACUGCAUCAUUGUUUCAUCAUGAUUACACGUUUGCAAAAUGAUCCCUUCUAGCUUCGUUUUACAAAGGCAUUAAUCCGAUUCCAGGUCUAAUGGAAAUUCUUCUUUAUAUCUCAUUCCCCCAUUUCCAAUCUGACGUGAAGUAAUUCGAAAUGAUUUUUCGGGAAAAUGCUUAACUAAAGCUCGGAAAAGUUAUACGUCUUAGCCAGAGAUUAAGUAAGGUAUUUUCGGGGUUAAAUAAACCAGACAGCUUUUUAGGGAUUCAAUAGCAUUAAAGUCUUAAAAAUUUUCCAUGAAACCAGUAUUCCUCCCACAACACGAAAGUUGUUCGUACUGUACGGGAGGAGACUGCACAAGAAAUUCAAGGGACAACUCUAACAAGGAGAAAAAACUGACACUUGUGUCAAAGCUUCAAAAGGAGCAGUUUUACCUCAAACGGGUGGCAGAAAACUUCAAAGAAAUGUUAAUUCUUUUUGGGGGCAAAUUUUUAAUCAGGACUACAUUUGAAGGGUCACUUUUCAAAACCAGAGCAAACGAGCUUAUCAGGUUUGAAUCAUGUAAAAAUAGAUCUGAUUUUCUCCAUGGUUGCUACCGCAAUGAAUAUUCCUAGCACGUAGAAUGUACACCAGCUUCAAUCGUAAUGAGGGUAAAUUCCAAGAAUCUCUGGGAACUAAAUAAGAUUUAGGAGGGAAAUUUCCAAACAUUUUCCCGUAACUUUUAGUACUUUGCAACUAUGAGAUAUGUACGAAAAAUCUGUCGGAUACUGUUGGAUAAAGAAACAUCUACAAAAAGAAGAUUAAAGCCGGGCGGUAUGUUAUUAAUGCCCACCACUACACAGACAUUUAAGGGUAAUAGAAAACGACUAGAACAUGAAUUGUUUACUGACGAAAGUAGGUUUAUUGGACUGUAGAUUACGAGUAAAUAUAUUUUUGUACGAAAAUAAAUGCUGAAAUGGGAAUUGAGCAAAAUCUCAAAGCGAAAAAUUUAUUGUGAUAAAAGAGUUGUUACCAUGCAUAGAGCAAGUAACUGUGUAACAUGGAUUAUAGCUACAUUUAUCAAAAGAAUGUAUACUAAGAGCUUUGUAAGGAUGCCAUCCGUGGGAUGCUUUUAUAAAAUAUUUAAUACAAGAAUUUUAUUGUGUGGACCUUGGGAAAUGCAACCAUAAUUCUAGUAUGAUUUAAACCUUUGAGAAGCAAAGGACCUUCUAGAUAUUAAAAAUUAGAUGAUAUUUUGAAUAUUAAUUAAUUUGGUUUACUUUUAAUUGUUAUAAGAAUAUAUAUAAGAGAUGGUCCAAAACUGAGAUGGAGGAAACAUAUAUAAGUUCAAUUUAUUAGCUUAAGAGAAAUUAACGAUAUUGAAACUGUUGAAAAACCAUUCUCUAGUUACUAUAGAUAAACUAUCAUAAUUGUAUUUAUCAAAUGACUAUAUUAAAGUGUAAAUAGUAUCGCACUAAACGUGAAAAAAUAAAUAUUGUAUUCCAAGCUUCUAAUCAA